AUGAGUGUCCCUCUGGAGCGUAUGACUUCAACAUCCGGAAAGGGUAGUCGUUCAUCUUCCUCCACCUCCAUUGUAAACUUACUUCUUUCAUCAAGUUGGUUAAUGAAAUUAAGGAAUUCACUUAAAUUUUCCUUACCAUGUGACCAAAUUGCAAAGUAUUCAUCCAAGUAUCGCAUGAGCACUCUUGGUUGCAGUGGUGACUUCUCGAAUUCUCUUUGCAACUUGUCCCUGUAUGCAUUUGCCAAAAGAGGUGAGAGUGGAGAUCCCAUCGGUAAUCCAAAUAAUUGCUCGUAUAUACUGCCAUUAAAUGUAAAAUACGUGGUACUUACUGUCAGGUUGAUCAGUCGUGUCAACGAUUCUUUCCGUAUGCGUUCUGCCUCCAGGAUGUCCUCUUCUUGCUCCAAUAUCUCCAGCAAUGCCCUUACCGGUUUCUCGCCUGAGAUGUUUGCGUACAUGGAUUUUACAUCCAAACUUACUAGCAGUUCCGACCCUACCAACCCAGUGUUCUGGAUCCUUUGA
This is a messenger RNA of Protopolystoma xenopodis, 519 nucleotides long. The record is from the annotation of a GenBank genome assembly. NCBI's taxonomy places the organism in Eukaryota, Metazoa, Platyhelminthes, Monogenea, Polystomatidea, Polystomatidae.